Dibothriocephalus latus is the source of this 1065-nucleotide messenger RNA. The record is from the annotation of a GenBank genome assembly. Lineage: Eukaryota; Metazoa; Platyhelminthes; Cestoda; Diphyllobothriidea; Diphyllobothriidae.
AUGCCCUCGGGACAGGUUCAUCCACAAAUGCAUCCCAAUGUCAACCCUGGUAUGCCGCAACUGAUUAGCCAGUUCCACGCUGCCUUCCCAAUGUUCAAUCUCCACGGCGGGUCUGGAGCGGCUCCUCAACUUCUAGACUUGGAUCAGAUACAGGCUCUCCAGCAGCAACGCCUGUUGUUCGAUAUGCAGCAACACAGUUCCCAACAAGCUCAAACGAAUGCCACCGAACCCAGCAUCCCAAAUACUUGUUCGGACGUAUUGACUUCCUCUAAAUCCACACCUCCAAUGGGUCACGUGACUGCCCCGAGUGCUAGCCUGCGGCCAGACCUGCUCGCUUCAACACUAAGUCAUCAUCAGAUGCUGGGACCCACUGCCGCUGCCGCUCCCUUCUUGCCCUAUCCCGGCUUUCUCGUAAUGAACGGGUACCCGAACGCUUUCCUGAAUCAGCAGCAGGCAUCACAGCCCAGCGUCACUCAAAGUCAAAACCCAGGGCACCAAGGAUCUCCCUUGACUCAACAUCAGCCAGCUCAGCAAUAUGUUAAGGGCAUGAAUUCUACGUCCAACUAUCAAGGUUACCAAGGCAUGCGCCAGUCUAAUUUCGAUGACUUAGGGGACAUACCUUACCAGAAUAUUGCUAAACAAGUAGGCUAUAAACAUGGUGGAAAUCAGCAAGGCGUCUACGCUUCUCAACCAGGACAACCAACUGCAGACUUGUCGAUGAGUGGAAAGUUGCAGCAAUCUGGUGCAUGUCCUACAAACAUGACCGGAUCUCAAAAUCAGUCGCAGCAACAGCAGCAGCAACAACAACAACAGCACACUGCGCAGUACCCUCAUUCGGGUGGUCAGUUCGCUCAGUUCUACUCACCGCACUACUUGACAGCGAUGGCCGCCCUUCUUGCUCAACACGGCUCUGUUGGCAAUAAUUCUGGCUGCGGGGGUGUCCCGGGUAAUGCACCUAUGCAAGGAGCCAACAUGGGCUCGGGUCUUCAUGGGUCUCCACCAAUGGUGAUGGGAUCUGCUGGUUCGGUUAUGCAUCACCAACGCCCUGGACCACCGCAACAUUAA